Messenger RNA from Baudoinia panamericana UAMH 10762, 1264 nucleotides. RefSeq lists its product as uncharacterized. The coding region runs from base 175 to 1230 and encodes 351 amino acids. The transcript is spliced from 2 exons. The record is from RefSeq and is a predicted model, not a curated record. Lineage: Eukaryota; Fungi; Ascomycota; Dothideomycetes; Mycosphaerellales; Teratosphaeriaceae. Gene Ontology annotation, biological process: maintenance of mitotic sister chromatid cohesion; mitotic sister chromatid cohesion. Gene Ontology annotation, cellular component: chromosome, centromeric region; Ctf18 RFC-like complex; chromatin.
GGGUCCAAGACAAGGUCCAGCUUGGUUCGAGGUGGGGUGACUCGUCCGGUUCGGGAAGUGUGGCGUUUCCGGCGAAGCGCGAGACUGACACGCGAGCACAUGCGCUUCGACAAGGCUGUUCAUCUCUUCGAGACUCUCUAAUGUUGCAUAACAAUUGCAAAGUUCAAUAUAGAGAUGUCGUCGCAGAAUGGCAGUGGCAUCGCCUUCUGCCUCAGAUCGGAGGAAAGUCAAGACCAUUUCCGCCUCCUCGAACUCCCACCUGAGUUGCUGCAACUCGUAACCUCAGCCAACCCUCCAGUUCUGCAAUUCAAGUCUGCAGCUUCGACGGCGAGUCUCGCUGCAGGUGCUGGUGCCGUUAUCUGCACGCCAGACAAGACGUACAAUAUCCGGCAAGUUAACACUUCCAACUCCGUCUACAUAUGUCAACCAGUCCAACAAGCAGCGGACGACGGCGAUGGCGGCUUGACUUCGCCUCGUCUGCAAGCUGUAGCCAAAUGCGGCUUCACGCUGGAGCUGAGCCACCACAGCAACGCUUCUGCGGGUUCGUAUCUUAAGGCUGCCCUGCCAUUGUACUCACCAAUCGAAGCUUCCUCAUCCCGGGAGCCCCGAUCGAAGCAAAUGGUGUUCGACGACAUACCGCUGAGCCAGGCUGAAUGCGAGCAAGCGUGGACUGAUUUAGCUUGUUUCGAAACGGUCGAGCCUAUCAACUGCUUCCUCCCAAGUGCUGGAGCGAAGAUUGCCGCAUGGCAUGCCAUACUUCGACAGGCCACAGCGCAAGAUAUCGAUCUGACAAUGCCAAUCAGUGGAGAGCAUCUGGCCAGAUCAGUCGACAACGAUGAGGACUGGCCGCAAGAACUGUCGCACGCUUUACUGCGGUCCCUCUCGGGCACUUCAGAAGGGCACAUCCUGCUCGAUGAAGCGCGCACUUUGCGAAACAUAGGCGUUGACUCGCUUGCGGCUUUGAGUCAGGCCCGAGGUUCAGUGGCUCUAUCUGACUGGCUUGACGCCUGGAGAGAUCUCAUGCCGGAAAGGUGGCGGGAGAAGGUGUCGCAGAAGCUUCUCCCACCGGACUCCUGGAAGACGCUGUCCAACGGCUCUGUCGCUCUCAAUGCGGACGGAGCCUCAUCCACCAAUGCAGACUUGGGAUCAAGCGCCCCUCGAGCGAAGUCGACCUUAGGUGCCAAGCGGAAAUGGCACGACAAAUUCCGCGCCUCGAAGAAAGCUGCAUGAGGCGUAAUCAUUUUGAUUCGGGUAGCGCCUAUAC